AUGCCCUCGUUCUUGAACAAGGUCUUUGGCCGAAAGACGGGCGACGACAAGGACCAACCCAAACUUUCUCAGGACUCCGCAGACCUUGGUUUACUUGACGGAAAAUACGAGGCUGUUUCUCCAUUGACCUUUCCAGCUUCCAAUUUUGCCACCUUGUCAAAGGCUCAGACGGGCAAAGAUCACGCAGGAUUCUCUUUAUUUAGGCCUAAAUCCCGUAUUGGCUCCACUCCCUCUUCACACAGGCGCAACGAGAACCUCCCCCAACUGUCACUCCAGCUGCCGAGUCUGAAAGACAAUACAGAGUCUCUUGGCGUUUUCGAGGUUGACCCUGAGUCUCAAAGGAUUUUUGAUGACUCUGUCAUCGGUGCAAAGCUUUUGAAUCCUUCGGAAGCUCUCAUACUAGUUCGAGCAUGUGCCCAGACCAUCACUGAACGAGGUCUGGAAACUCUCGGAAUCAUGCACCCUCAUUGGCAUUCCGCGUCACCCGACAUUCAACGAAAACUGAUUUCGCUUUUCAUCCAUUCUUUGGCUCCUAAAAGCCGCAUAACCACUCUCUCUCCAACGCCCGCCGCAGCAAUCUCCGCCUUUGAGACUGAGCUUGAGUACACGCGCUCUCCCCACGACGUUGCAGCUGUCCUCCGUUGGGGCCUGCGUCACCUUGUGCUUGAAAACAACUCUUUCGGCAAGAAUGUCUCUGCACCUGAAUGGGCGUGGUACAAGUCCUUUUUUGAUGCCGAAAAAGAGGCGUCGUACCCACACAAGAGUUUCACAGAGUUGCUCCUCCCCCAGCUCCCUCAAGCGCACAUUGAGUUGCUUCUUGCGACAGUUGACAUCAUAUCCGCAUUAGCUUCGCAUGCUGAAGCGAACAGCAUCUCUGGUAGCAAGCUUUCCAAAUUUUUGGGCUUAUGGUUGCUCACCGCGACGAGGACUGAGCCAACCGAUAACUGGACCACGUUUUAUGCUCGUUGGGAGCGCGCUGGUAGGAUCCUUGAGCAUCUGUUCCUUUCACGAAUCAGGGAGGAGAGCUUCAAUUCUAGACUGCCCACCCGACUUCAGGAACUUGUCAAGCACUAUCCGUAUUCGAGAGGCUCACGCGCCGCUGAAGAGGAUCUCCUUCCCCAUCCCCUUUUCUCCACGCGUACCUGCAGUGUCCUAUUCGUACGCGUAGAGACCCUUCUGUCAGAGACUGCAACACAGCCCAAAGCAUCUCCCGUUCGCCUGCUCGUUGAUGCAUUCAACCUAUCUUCCGAAGGCGAAACGUUUGAGCAAGUUGAGUUGUGGAACGCGCUCAAGACUGCUGCCACCGAAACUGCCUCUACGUCCACGGCAACUGGUGGUCAAGAAGGCCCAUAUUUCGGACGGGUAUUUGUGGAUGAGACGAUCCAUCUCCUCGCGUCUAUAUCUCGUAAUUCAUCGUCUCCACUGAUGUCUCCGGCACUUGAAGUUGCAUCCCCGGUGCCCAGACGCUCUUCACCUUUCAGCAAGAUUCUGGAACGUACCAAGGAUCAAGCUGCCCACGGCAACGGCAACGGUAACGGCGCAAUGUCCCCCAUCUCGUCGAUCGCCUCGCCAAUCAUCCACGACUGGGCACAAUUUUCUACGAGCGGCUUCGGUGAGACGAGCGCAACUACCCCCCUCGCUGCAACGCUCCUCGAUACAGACGUUGAGAUUACUGAGCCGGUCGUGUCCCCCAAGUCGAGCAAGAAAUGGGGAAGGUCACGCUCGAGCCAGCGCUCUGCAGACUCCCCGCAAGAAACGAGCACCAAAGAACCCGCAGCCAUCAGUACCAAGCUUGCCGGCGUACACAUGGCGCAGGUCGACGAGGCAUUCAUUGAUUUCUGGUCUGACGCCAUCGCAGACCCAAUCACGGAGAACUGGCCCUCAUUCGUUAUCUGUGGGCUUAAGCCGCUCCAUGCGAACGAGGCUGUGAAUUGGCUCAUCAUCGAGCAGACGUAUGUACGCCAGCAGUCCCCACGGCCUCGCGCAACGUCUCCCGAACGUCGCGGCCGUACGUCACCCCGCCCGUCGUUCCGCUCGGAUAUUUCUGGCACGUUCGCAGCUACGAGGAAGCGAUUGAGCUUUUUCAGUGGGGGCAGCAAGUCGAAUUUAUCGGGGAAGAAGGGUAUAUUUGGAAAGUCACCCAAGGUUGGAGAGCUUGGUGAGAUGUUGCCUGAGGAGGAGGAAAGACCUGAGACGCCGAAGGCUAUGACGAGCAGGAGGAGGGGUCUAGGACUGGGCGUCGCUGCUGCUGCAGUUGGUGCAGUCGCCGCAGAGACUGUUCGGCCCCCUGCACCUUCACAGGAACCUGUCGUAGCCGCACCUACAAUCCCGCAGCCUCAGCAGGACAACACUGUACCAGGGCUACAGGAAGAAGCCAUUGUCGAAGAAGCCAUUCCUCCUGCACGUACCUUUGAGACUAGCGAGCCCGCCGCACUCAUAGUCGUCCCCGAUGAAUCUGUCCUGGAGUCUGAAGUUACGCUUGUUGAGGGAUCUGUCUCACAAUCCGAGCCAGCGCCUGCUGAAGAGGAGCUGCCUGCCGGAGAACCAGAGGUCGUGCCCACAGCGCCUGAGCCUACACAAGAUAUCGAGCACAUUGUUGAAACGUCGGCGUCGGAUAACGCCCCCCCUGCACCCGAGUUGCCCAUCGCAUCAGAAGAUCAGAUCUCUAUCGUUGAGGAAUCACCCGCUGAGGAGCCUGUUGACGAGAGCGUCGUAGAAAAUUCAACACCCGAGGUCGAGGAUACAGAGGUUACUACUCAAGAAGCUUCUGCACCUGUUUCUGAGGCUGAGGCCACUCAGCCCGAAGUCUCAGAAGAAGACCUCGUUGAUCUUACUCAAGCAGCUGAACCUGCAGAUGAUCAGUCAAAGCUCACCGAAUGUACUAACGGCGCAGCAUCCAUUGAACCGUCAUUGUCCGCCGAUGCACAGGAUUGA
Molecule: messenger RNA, 2934 nt
Organism: Suillus paluster
Lineage: Eukaryota; Fungi; Basidiomycota; Agaricomycetes; Boletales; Suillaceae
Exons: 3
Coding region: 1-2934 (977 amino acids)
Source: RefSeq, a predicted model, not a curated record